UCUCUCUCUCUCUUUCCUCGCCCUUUCUCUCUUCGACCAAACCACUAUCGAUUCCUCAACAACCAGAAAAUAACUUCCACACUCCCCACCCCCCUUACUCUCUCUGUCUCUCUCUCUCUCUCUCUCUCUCUGGAUAUAUUCUUGUAGUAGUAAAGUAGUGCUUGAUAAUUAAUAAGACCAUCGUCUCCUCGUCUCCUCCAUCUCAUCUCAUCUCAUCUCAACUUAUCUCUCGUCUGGUGUGCCACUACAUUUUUUCCACUUCAUAAUAAUAAUAAUAAUAAUAAUAACAAUAAAAAUAAUAGAAAAGUGAUCGUAAGUAAGUAAGUAAGUAAGAUGGGUCUGUUCUCUCUGGUGACCGGGUGGCCGGGGCCGAGUGGCUUUGGCUCUGCUUCUACGGCGGAGCAGGUCACCGACGGUGUUGACGCCGCUCAUCUAACGGCUAUUAUCACAGGAGGAGCAAGUGGAAUUGGUGCCGAGACUGCGAGAGUAUUUGCUCUUAGAGGAGCACAUGUCAUAAUUGCUGCGAGAAAUAUGGAGGCCGCAAAUAAUGUGAAGGAGCUCUUAGUUAAAAGCAAUCCAAAAGCUCAUGUGGAUGUUCUGCAACUUGAUCUUAGCUCAUUGAAGUCGGUUCGAGCAUUUGCAGAUAAAUUUAUUUCAAUGAAUCUUCCUCUUAAUAUUCUAAUAAACAAUGCAGGAGUCAUGUUCUGUCCUUAUCAGCUUUCUGAAGAUGGCAUAGAGAUGCAAUUUGCCACCAAUCAUCUUGGUCACUUUUCAUUGACCAACCUCCUCCUUGAGAAAAUGAAAGAAACAUCGAGGAGUACUGGUAUUGAGGGCCGAAUCGUAAAUUUAUCGUCUAUUGCUCACCUUCAUACAUAUGAAGAGGGAAUACUGUUCGAUAAGCUCAACGACAGGAGAGGAUACUCCGACAAAAAGGCUUAUGGACAAUCUAAAUUGGCAAACAUACUCCAUGCGAAUGAACUCUCCAGACGAUUGAAGGAGGAAGGAGCAAAUAUUACUGCAAAUUCUGUUCACCCAGGGUUAAUCAUGACAAAUCUGAUGCGGCACUCUUUCCUUCUUAUGAGGAUACUCAAAGUAUUCACUUGCAUCUUUUGGAAGAAUGUUCCGCAGGGAGCAGCUACUACAUGCUAUGUAGCCCUUCAUCCUACUCUCAAGGGGGUCACAGGAAAAUACUUUUUAGACUGCAAUGAGGAGAAGCCGAGUGCGCUGGCCAGAGAAGAAACCUUGGCAAAGAAACUCUGGGACUUCAGUGAGAAUCUGGUGAAAUCAGCAAAGUAAAGUUUGAAAUUUUAAAUAAGGCUAAAGGCUAAAGUAGUUCUCCAGUACAACUACAGUAAAUUACCCGCUAUAUAAUAUGGUUCUUAUGUUUGGUGACGACUAAAUACUAGCUAUCAUUAUAAUCUGGUGUUUGUUCUAUGCUGAUUAUCCAAGCUUCUGUCCAUUGGUACGUACGUAUCCUCUUAUGUUAGUUUUCUUAUGGCUCUUUGGUUGGUGAAUAUUUGAAGAAACACUUCAAGUC
Ananas comosus (pineapple) is the source of this 1537-nucleotide messenger RNA. RefSeq names its product short-chain dehydrogenase TIC 32, chloroplastic. The transcript is spliced from 8 exons. Lineage: Eukaryota; Viridiplantae; Streptophyta; Magnoliopsida; Poales; Bromeliaceae. Bases 334 to 1296 code for a protein of 320 amino acids. The record is from RefSeq and is a predicted model, not a curated record.